CGGAGUGUGUUGGGUUGGGGCGCGUGUUGACGGCGGCGUGAGAUUAAGGUGGUUGUGAGUUUUGUGCGAGUGUUAUUGCUUUUGAUUGUGAUUGCAAUGAAGAAAACUGAGGAAAUGAACAAUUAGGGAUCUUACAACACGGCAUAUUUAAGUUGAUAGGCUGGUGUGAAGCAUCUGGAGACAGUGGAGGCAGCAUCAGUGGUGCGCACGACUGUAUCGACGGCGCGCCCGGCAGGCCGCCCUCCACUGCUCCGCCAUGUCCCAGAUGGACCUUUUCCUGCCGCUGUUGGCCACCACUGACACCAGGAAGAAGCUCUCUGUCAGCAAUGAUAUUGUCAACUACUUGGAGUUGUCCAACGACAUUGAUUGUGAAGACAUUGGUGCUUUCAUUGAUGGCGUUAUCCCGUGGACGAAUCAGAGCAACUUCAGGGUGUCGCAGAAUGGCCUGGAGAUCCUGGGCCUGCUGGUGGACCGGAUGAAGACCGACUUCAGGCCAUAUGUCAACGCCGUGCUUCCGCACGCUGUCGACAGACUCGGCGACGCCCGGGAGUCGGUCCGCGAGAAGGCGCACAUCCUGCUGAUCAAGCUGAUGCUGGCCACCGUCAGCCCGCAGCAGCUGUUCGACAAGCUGUCGCCGGCGCUGGCGCACAAGAGCGCCAAGGUGCGCGAGGAGGUGAUGGUGCUGCUGCAGAACGCCCUCGCCGAUCACGGCGCAGGCGCGAUUUUGCUGGCGCCGCUGGUGGCCCCUGUGGUGCGACUCCUCAGCGACCCGGCCGCGCCCGUGCGCGACACCGCCUUCAACACGCUGGUGGAGCUGUACAAGCACGUGGGCGAGCGACUGAGGUUCGACCUGCAGCGCAAACACAGCGUGCCGCCCGCCAGGCUGCCGCCGCUGAUGGCCAUGUUUGACCAGGUGCGCGACUCCGGCCUCAUGAAGCCCACCGCCUCCGUGCUGCCGCCCGGCGCUGACG
Pollicipes pollicipes is the source of this 971-nucleotide messenger RNA. Its product is annotated as CLIP-associating protein 1. Gene Ontology annotation, molecular function: microtubule plus-end binding; microtubule plus end polymerase activity. Lineage: Eukaryota; Metazoa; Arthropoda; Thecostraca; Pollicipedomorpha; Pollicipedidae. Gene Ontology annotation, biological process: mitotic spindle assembly; microtubule polymerization; establishment or maintenance of microtubule cytoskeleton polarity. The record is from RefSeq and is a predicted model, not a curated record. Gene Ontology annotation, cellular component: spindle microtubule; mitotic spindle; microtubule organizing center.